CUACUGCAACGGGUCAACAAAAUGGACGAAUCCGAUUUUUCAUUUGGUAUAAAAUCCAGCAAAAAGAAACAUGACAAAGCCGAUGCAACAAGUUGCAGUUCCAACAACAACAGCAACAACAACACACAAUACAAUACAGAGGGCCAUCAUGACGAUUCGGCGAAAAAGGAAAUAUUCUCAAUAGCCACGGAUGAGGAUGAAUAUCGUAACGAUAACCCGUAUACGGGGAUUGCAUUGAUUUUCAAUCACAAAGAUGUUAAGGGCCAGAAGCCGCGUGCCGGCACUGAAAAAGACAGAGAUGAUAUGCAAAAUACCCUAUUGAAGUUCGGCUUUGAUGUACGGGUCUAUGAUGAUUUGACCUUUGCGGAAGUUAGUGAAAAAUUGAAAGCAACUUCCCAAGAAGAUCACAGUCAAAAUGAUUGUCUUGUGGUGGUGGUAAUGUCCCAUGGGCUGGAAGGCAAGGUAUAUGCUCGAGAUAUGAGCUAUCCCGUGGAACGUUUGUGGAACCCAUUUUUGGGUCAGAAUUGUAAAUCGUUAAUCAAUAAACCCAAAUUGUUCUUUAUACAGGCAUGUCGUGGAGAGAACUUAGAAAAGGCUGUUACCUAUACAACAGAAUUUGCACCCAUGUCACGGGCUUUGGAUGCCACGCCCGCCAAACCACCAACCAUAACUUAUGCCAUACCCAAUACGGCGGAUAUUUUGGUUAUGUAUUCGACAUUUGAAAAAUUCUAUUCAUUCCGCAAUGUGGAAAGUGGUUCCUGGUUCAUACAAACUGUUUGUGAGGUAUUCAAUCGUGCCGCCAAAACUGAUGCUAUCACCGAACAAGGUGCAGAAUUGUUGAAGCUGCUGACAACUGUCAACCGCAUGGUGGCCUAUGAAUAUCAAUCGAAUGCCCGCCUAGAGGCAUUCAAUCAAAUGAAAGAGAUGCCAAAUUUUAUGUCGACUCUGACAAAAACCUUCUAUUUGCGUGUCAAGAAGCCGAGACAAUGA
Molecule: messenger RNA, 990 nt
Organism: Musca vetustissima
Lineage: Eukaryota; Metazoa; Arthropoda; Insecta; Diptera; Muscidae
Gene: Decay
Product: caspase-3
Exons: 4
Coding region: 22-990 (322 amino acids)
Biological process (GO): apoptotic process; proteolysis
Cellular component (GO): cytoplasm
Source: RefSeq, a predicted model, not a curated record